AUGGAAGGUAUGGAUAUUGAUGAUUAUUCAAUAGUAUGUUCUUUUUUGUUUGAUAUUCAAUUGAUUGUUAUUUGUUAGUUAUUUGUAAGGUAGCUGGUAACAAAUAUGAAAGAGAAAACACUGCUACUUAUAAGGUUGCUGGUGGGUUUGAAAACGAUGGUUGAUAUUUCUUUAGUUUUUAAACAAUCAUCAUUUUGUUGCUUUUCUACUUUAUUAAUAUUACAUCUAAUAUUAAUUGGUUCUUUUUAAUUCAAUUUGCUAACAAUCUAUAAGGAUCGUUCUCCAGUUAGAGAUAGAUCUCCUGUAAGAGAUAGAAAUUAUGGAAAUGACAGAAAUUAUUCAAGUAGAGGAGAUAGUUAUUCAAGAAGAGAUUAUGGAUCAAGAUCUUCAUAUAAUACUGAUUCAAGAAGAGGAGGUUAUAGAAGCUCAAGAGAUUACGGAGGUAAUUCAAGAUCUUCUUAUUCACCUGGAAACGAUGAUUUGUAUCGUGCAAAAACUGAAAGAAAUUAUGAUAAUUCAAUUUUCAUCGGGAAUAUUCCAUUUGAUUGUACUUCAAAAGAUGUUGAAAAUAUCUUUAGUAAAGAUUUUGAUAUAAUUCGUGCAGAUAUUGUUACAAAUAGAGGUCAGUCAAGAGGUAUGGCUACUGUUGAAUUUAAUACAAAAGAUGAUGUUAAAGAAGCUAUAAAUAAGUAUGAUAGGUAUGAAUAUCAAGGUAGAGAAAUUUUUGUAAGACAAGAUUAUCCACCUCCUCCAGAUAAAGGAUCAUUUAGAGGUGGUAGAACCUUUGAUAAUAGAAGAGGUGGAAGAGGUGGUUUUGAUUCAAGAGGUGGUAGAGGAGGUGGCUAUGGAAGUAGAGGUGGAUAUGACUCAGGUUAUGGAGGUAGAGGUGGAUAUGGAGGUAGAGUUGGGUUUGACUCAGGUUAUGGUGGUAGAGGUGGUUAUGAAAGUAGAUCGUCUUUCCAACCAGCAGCUCCAGGUACAGAAGUUUUCAUUGGUAAUUUACCAUUUUCAAUAAAUUGGCAAGCAUUAAAAGAUUUAAUGAGAGAUGCUGGUGAAGUGGUCAGAGCUGAUGUUAGAUUAGAUGAAAGAGGAAGAUCAAAAGGUUUUGGUACUGUUGUUUUUAAUACAAAAGAAGAAGCUGAUAAAGCUAUUGAAAUGUUUCAAGGUUAUGAAAUUGAAGGUAGAAAACUCGAUACAAGAGCAGGAAAAACUAGUUCAGCAUUAUCAUCAUCUGCAGGUAGUGGAUCAAGAUUUGGUGGUAGUAAUGGAGAUUACUCAUCAAGAGAUGAAGCUGGUGGUUCUGGAUCCACUUCAAGAAAUACUGAAUUUACUGAAGGUGUCACCGGUGAUGGACCAAAAAGUGAAACCAUAUAUGUUGCUAAUUUACCAUUUGCAACUCAAAAUGAUGAUUUAUAUGAAUUAUUUGAAACUAUUGGAAGAACUACUAAGGCUGAAAUUCAAUAUUUACCGAAUGGUAGAUCAUCAGGUAAUGCAGUUAUUCAAUUUGAAUUAGAAGAUUCUGCUGAAAAUUCAAUUAAUCAAUUAAACAAUUAUUUGUAUGGUGGUAGAAAUUUGAGUAUCUCAUAUGCAACAAAACCUUAA
Messenger RNA from Insectozyma verbasci, 1602 nucleotides. Lineage: Eukaryota; Fungi; Ascomycota; Pichiomycetes; Serinales; Debaryomycetaceae. The record is from the annotation of a GenBank genome assembly.